AUGGGCAACUGCAUGUGGGAUUUGUAUUACUGCAAAGACGAGUUUCCAGGGAAACUUCUGACUUUUAGAUCUGCGGGAGAUUUCUGUUCACUUUGCUGCAUCACUGAGUCUGGGGAAGUGGAGGCUUCUGGUCCAAAUGACCCACUGGGACAGCUCGAUGGACACAACAGCCCUCUUCCAACCAUGAAAGGUUAUUUUCUGAAUUUCCUGGAACCAGUAAACAAUAUCACCAUAGUCCAGGGCCAGACAGCGAUUCUCCACUGUAAGGUGGCAGGCAACCCACCUCCCAACGUGCGGUGGCUUAAGAACGAUGCCCCAGUUGUACAGGAGCCCCAACGGAUCAUCAUCCGCAAGACAGAAUACGGUUCCCGGCUGAGGAUUCAAGACCUGGACACGACAGACACGGGCUACUAUCAGUGUGUGGCCACCAACGGGGUGAAGACUAUCAUGGCCACCGGUGUGCUGUUUGUGAGGCUUGGUCCAACACACAGUCCAAACCAUAAUUUUCAGGACGACUAUCAUGAGGAUGGAUUCUGCCAGCCGUACCGGGGCAUUGCCUGUGCGCGCUUCAUUGGGAACCAAACCAUUUAUGUGGACUCCCUCCAAAUGCAAGGGGAGAUCGAGAACCGGAUCACAGCUGCGUUCACCAUGAUUGGCACCUCCACACACCUGUCGGACCAGUGCUCGCAGUUCGCCAUCCCAUCCUUCUGCCACUUUGUGUUCCCGCUGUGCGAUGAGAGGUCCCGGGUGCCCAAGCCCCGGGAGCUGUGCCGCGACGAAUGCGAGGUGCUGGAGAGCGACCUGUGCCGCCAGGAGUACACGAUCGCCCGUUCCAACCCGCUCAUCCUCAUGCAGCUGCAGCUGCCCAAGUGUGAGGCGCUCCCCCUGCCUGAGAGCCCAGACGCCUCCAACUGCAUGCGCAUCGGCAUCCCUGCGGAAAGGCUGGGCCGCUACCACCAGUGUUACAACGGCUCAGGCACAGACUACAGAGGGACCGCCAGCACCACCAGGUCGGGUCACCAGUGCCAGGCAUGGGUCCUGCAGCACCCCCACAGCCACCACUUAUCCAGCUCCGAAUUUCCUGAACUCAAAGGGGGCCACGCCUACUGCCGGAACCCAGGGGGCCAGAUGGAAGGCCCAUGGUGUUUUACCCAGAAUAAAAACGUGCGCAUGGAACUGUGUGAUGUUCCCUCGUGUAGUCCCCGAGACAGCAGCAAAAUGGGAAUUCUCUACAUCUUGGUUCCAAGCAUUGCAAUACCUUUGGUUAUUGCUUGCCUUUUCUUCUUGGUCUGCAUGUGCCGGAACAAGCAGAAGGCUUCGGCGUCCACACCACAGCGAAGGCAGUUGAUGGCAUCACCCAGCCAAGACAUGGAGAUGCCUCUCAUUAACCAGCACAAACAGGCCAAGCUCAAAGAAAUCAGCCUGUCCACUGUGCGGUUCAUGGAAGAGCUAGGGGAAGACCGAUUUGGGAAAGUCUAUAAAGGCCACUUCUUUGGCUCGACCCCUGGGGAGCAGACCCAGGCUGUGGCCAUCAGAACCCUCAAGGACAAAGCAGAAGUGCCCCUCCGGGAGGAGUUCAAGCACGAAGCUCUGAUGCGGUCAAGACUUCAGCACCCCAACAUCGUCUGCCUACUGGGAGUAGUGACCAAAGAUCAGCCCAUCAGCAUGGUCUUCGCCUACUGUUCCCAUGGUGACCUACAUGAGUUUCUGGUCAUGCGAUCACCCCACUCCGACGUGGGCAGCACUGACAAUGACCGGACUGUGAAGUCUGCCCUAGAGCCCCCUGACUUUGUCCACUUAGUUGUCCAGAUCGCUGCAGGGAUGGAGUACCUGUCCACUCACCAUGUGGUGCACAAAGACCUAGCCACUCGCAAUGUCCUCAUGUUCGAUAAGCUGAAUGUGAAGAUCUCAGACCUGGGCCUCUUCCGGGAAGUUUACUCAGCUGAUUACUAUAAGCUGGUGGGGAAUUCACUGUUGCCCAUCCGCUGGAUGUCCCCAGAGGCCAUCAUGUAUGGCAAAUUCUCCAUUGACUCGGAUAUCUGGUCCUAUGGUGUAGUCUUGUGGGAGAUCUUCAGCUACGGCCUGCAGCCCUAUUGUGGCUACUCCAACCAGGAUGUAGUGGAGAUGAUCCGAAACCGCCAGUUGCUACCCUGCCCAGACGACUGCCCCGCCUGGGUGUACGCCCUGAUGAUCGAGUGCUGGAAUGAGUUCCCCAACCGGCGGCCCCGGUUCAAGGAUAUUCACAGCAGGCUCAGAACCUGGGGGAACCUCUCCAACUACAACAGCUCGGCACAGACCUCAGGCGCCAGCAACACUACACAGACAAGCUCCCUUAGCACCAGCCCUGUGAGCAACGUGAGCAACGCCCGCUACAUAGGGCCCAAGCAGAAGGCUCAGCCCUUCCCACAACCCCAGUUUAUCCCCAUGAAGGGCCAGAUCAGACCCAUGGUGCCCCCACCCCAGCUCUACAUCCCUGUGAAUGGGUACCAGCCAAUGCCAGCCUAUGGAGCCUACCUGCCCAACUUCUAUCCUGUUCAGAUCCCAAUGCAAAUGGCCCCUCAGCAGGUACCCCCACAGGUGAUCCCCAAGCCAGGUUCUCAUCACAGUGGCAGCAGCUCCACCAGCACAGGCUAUGUGACCACAGCUCCCUCCAACACGUCGGUGGCUGACAGAGCAGCCCUGCUCUCCGAGAGCACCGAGGAUGCUCAGAACACUGCAGAAGACAUAGCCCAGAAUCCUGUGCCGGAAGCAGAGGAGGAAGAGGAAGGCUCCGUCCCAGAGACAGAGCUUCUUGGAGACAAUGACACCCUACAGAUGGAGGAGGUGGAGGUCCAGCUGGAAGCCUGAGGGGUUCCCAGAGCUUCUGACUGGGAGAGAAACCCUCCUGGGAUACCCCAGGGACCCUGAUCAGCCUCUUGGUCAGAACUGUCACCUCCACAAGAAGGUACAAAACACAGUGGUCGUGUCAGCUCAUAACUGCUGGCAAGGCCUUUGUAGACUUGAUGGUGUGAGAUACAGCUUUGCUCUUGCCAUCUGAUAUAUAAGGUGCUGCUGCCACCCACAUGUUUGGUGGGUGGCUAUCAUAGCCAGUGGUGCCAAUGCUAGUGGGGCAGGCAGGCAGCCAAGCAACAUGACCCCUUUAUGACGCUUCCUGCGUUUAUUCCAGUCAUAGCCCAGCACUGAGCACUGGGUCUACUUUGAAAGAAAAUAAAGUCCUGUCCAGAUAGCUGUUAUGGAACUUGUCUGCCAAAGGCAAGCAUGAUGAUGCCUGGUAUCGGGAGAUUCUCCACACUGGCCUUUCGGUUCCGUCCGAAUGCAGGAAGCCCAUCUUCUCUCUGCUGCCUCGCCGCCAGUCAUGUUUUUCACUUGCCAACCGAAGAUGUGUGAGAACAAGGUGCUGCCCUUCUGCCUUGGGUCCCAUCCAACGAGAGAGGAGCUUCUGAGGUGGAAGCCUCUGCUGUUAUUUUUGUCUGUGUUUUAAAGUGCCUUUGAGAAAACCUACAAAAUUUUGUAUUUUUGUGAAAUUAUUUUAAUUAUACUGCAUGUGUAAUUUGCUCACUUCUCUGGAAAUCAAGGGAAAGUGGUUCAUGAAUUUGGAAUGUUAGAACAAUAUUGUACACAAUGCAAUAUUGCUUUUUUAUUUUUUUCUUUCAAUCCUGUACAGACCUUCAAUGUAAUUUAUGUUCGCUUUUCAUAUGCUAUUUUCAUUGAAGUCUUUUGGCCUUAAACGGAUGACUUGGUCAUUUAACUGUGUAUGCUGUCCACUUGGCAGUGCCCUCCGAUUGUACUUGGCUUUUGCUUGUUUUCUAAGUAAGGUCCGUGCAGUUCAGAACUUCUGCUGCCGGAAAGUCCACAAGCACACCGUGUGUAUCCAACACGUGGCUAGACUUCAGUUGUAACCCACACCUGGUUCAGCUAAUAAAACAGCAGAACAUUGGUUUCGCCCUCCCGUGUGCUGCCCAGGACUGUCCGCAAGCAGAAGGGGCUUCCGGGGUGAAGGAGGAAGCGCAGUGCUGUGUCAUGUUCUCCACAGCCUUGGUGUAGUUGCGAGUUUUCUCCAAGACAAGUCACGCUCUUUUCAUUUGAAUACGUAUUCCAGGUAAAUAAUGGAAAUAGUAUUCCAUCACAUUUCUCUUAUGAAGACCUGGAGUGCACACUAAUUGCUGAUUAUGUGAAGAAGGUCUUUGGGGUAAACCUGUGUCCUACUGAAGGUAUCAAAGCUCCAGACAGUUGGAGACCUGGAGCUUGAUACGUUCAGUACCCUGGAGGCAGGCUGGGGGGCGGCGGGCGCAGAGUGGACGUCCUUCACGGUGUUUCCAGACCAGCCAACAUCCUCACCUCGUCUGCGGUUUGGCCAGCGAGACCAGGAUACGCCUGGGGAUUGAUGGUUCUAAGGCUUCUAGUCAGGGGAGGGGUCAUUAUAACACAGCCAAAGACUAGGGGCUGCCAGUGUUUCUGCCAGCCAUCACCCAGCCACAGCAGCCGCCAGGGCCCAGGCCUCUCCCAUCCUGGUGCAGGACGUAGUCUGUGCUCGGGAAUGGGACCAGAGCUCCGCAGACCGGCUGGACUGGCUGCGGAGCAGCAUUACGUGUGGACGUCCUUUACCUGCGUCAGAAGGACUCGAAGCACAUGCCAAAUACUUCCCGCUCGCUCUUGGGCUGUGAGUCUAGACAGGACUGACAAUGUACAUUUCUAAUACGCUCUCAGGAUCGGCUCCUGGUGCUGCUUGUCGACCCCACACCGGGACCUGCUGAUGUAGAUAAUCCUCUGGAUUCUUAGGACACCAUUCCAUGGAGGAAGGCUUUGCUCAUUCCAUAUCAGGAAUUCCACUGUCAGAGUGCUUUUCCACCUCCUAAAUUACACCAGUGUCCUGCAGUGUCACAGCGAGUGUGAGGGUGGUGCGGGACCAGAAGGGCUUCAUUCUGUUCUGAAUACGAUCACAGUCAGAACCGACUUGGCAGUUCACAACAAGUGACAACACCUGUUGACUCACAUUGUGGCGUAGCCAGUGGAAUCAAGAGUUUAUACAACCGGCUUCAUUCCACAAAUUUUUGCGGGUUUGGGACAAAGAAUCUGGAGACCUCUUUCUAACAGAAAAUACCCUCAUUUAGAGCAUAUUGGGUCCUUGCUGAAUAUAUGGGCAGGUGGUCACUCUUCUUGAUCGUCACUCCCCAUGCUACCCUAACUUAUAGUUUAGUGUCUUCGCCCACAUGAACAAAUACAAUGUUUUAAUGUAUAUCCUAAAAAUGUGAUGGAACCUUCUUUGAGCUCCUUGAAAAGAAGUAGCAUGAUUUGAGUUAGGACCAGUCGCUGGCCCAUGAGUGGUCCGGAUGAUUCAGUGUGAUUACUACGCACUGCUGCUGACCUGACGGGAGAGCUCAGCCUUGUCUCUUUGGCACACCUGUUCACUUGAGACCUGUUCUGGUUGUGUGUUUACUUGGCUGGGCCAUGAUUCUUGAUGGAUUGGCACUUACGAUACAGUUUGGCAGGUAUGUAAUGACAUAGCCAUCUCCCACAAGGAGAUCUGAAAUAAUGUAAUUAUCUCCAUCUUGAGAUGUGUUACAGGCAACCAAUUGGUUGAAAGGAGGUUUUCUGGGGGGGGGCGGUGGCCUCCAUCUAAGAUAUAGACAUGGAAAAUUUCUCUGAUUUUUGCACUAUCUGGAUUCUGCAUAAUCUGACCUCUGGUUCUUUGGACUUGAGCCAGUGCCUGCUGUAUUACUCAAGAUUUACAGCUUGGGAUUCAUCAGCCUCUGGCAGCCCAUGAGUCAGCAGCAGCCUGCCAUCUGGCCUGCGGGUCUUGAGUUUAUCAAUUCCUACAGCUACAGAAGUCAGGAGAAGCCUCCCACGUGAUGUCUGACCUAUGGAUAUAGUGAAAGGAGGAAGAGAACGGGAAGGUAGAGGGAGGGAAAGGCCACCCAGGAUCAUUGGGAGUGGCAGGACUUCUGGAAUGGUGACCUCAACAGCCUAGGGCAUUUUAAAUCUUAGCCUACAGGCAUCAGACCCCCCAGGCUGAUUCUAAACCCAAGGCUCUCUGUGCUGAACAUCACGUGCUUGCUUCCUUGUGCAUGCCUGGGCAAGACCCAGCCGUGGGGAGAGCAUGACCACGUUUAUCACGGCCUGAGAAGUAGGACCAGAUCCAGGUUUGGUCCAUUGAUAACCUGAAGAUACGGGCCAAGUACCCCACACCUGAAUUUAAAGAACAAAACAAACCCUAGGCAAAGCCCCCACCUGCUGUAUCAUGGCAGUGCUUUUCUUUACUUUUCCAAAUAAAGUGCUUUCUGCUUGUCA
Messenger RNA from Echinops telfairi (small Madagascar hedgehog), 6288 nucleotides. It is a transcript of the gene ROR2, whose product is annotated as receptor tyrosine kinase like orphan receptor 2. Lineage: Eukaryota; Metazoa; Chordata; Mammalia; Afrosoricida; Tenrecidae. Gene Ontology annotation, molecular function: transmembrane receptor protein tyrosine kinase activity; protein binding; ATP binding. Gene Ontology annotation, cellular component: signaling receptor complex. The transcript is spliced from 9 exons. Gene Ontology annotation, biological process: cell surface receptor protein tyrosine kinase signaling pathway; protein phosphorylation; multicellular organism development. Bases 1 to 2847 code for a protein of 948 amino acids. The record is from RefSeq and is a predicted model, not a curated record.